UAUACUCUACUAUACAAAAUAGACUGAAUACAUUUUAGGAAACACUGGCCUAAAACUAAACGGGGAUUAUGUCCAUUCAGCGGCAGAAUGAGGUGGUGCGAAUCAAGCGCCAGGUGAAGCGAAAUCUUCCGCACCGAAACUUCCGGGAGAUCAACUUUGAUCGCAAGUCCAUUCGCGAGGGCAUCACUUCACUGACAUACGAUGAAGCGCGUCGGAUUAAGGGACCAGUUUUCGAGGCCCUGGAGGACGAGUUGCGCCGGGCGGGAUGCACCAUGCUGCCGGACUUCCUGCACUGCCUGGCCACCAAGGAGCAGGCUCUUUUCGAGAGCCUAAAUAUCCGGGAACGCCUUUCCGAUGACUCGGAGUUGCUCUACGGAAUGGUGCACCGAUUGCGGGAUGCCGAACUGGCCGUUUGCCUGAACAAACACCGCGGACUCAAGCAGUGUUUCGCCCUGUUCUUCGAGACGAUGCAAUUGCUGGAGCCAUAUCGCCAGAAAUACGCAUACGCCCUGGUGGCCCUCAACGAGCACAUCAUCUCGCUGUGUCACAAAAUCGAGGGUCAGGAGCGGGAGGCAGCCGAGUCCAUCUCUCGCAUUUACUACUCCUACGCUUCGUAUCUGGUGAACACGGGUCAGCGCACCCAGGCCAUUAACUACCUGCAGAUCGCCAUGGAUCUGGUGCGGGGUCAUGUCUGGACCGCCGAGAUUGGCAUGCCCGCCGGCAGCCUCACGCUCCACGAACUGGUGGCCCAGAAUCUCGCCAGGCAACUCCUCAUCCAAGGCAAGGCCAUUGUGCGCCAGCAUCCCGAGGAUGCGGUGGCCAUGGCACGCAGGGCUACAGUCUUGAUAGCGGAAAUUGGUAGGGAGAAGAACAUGGAAAUCUUUUGUGACACCUUCCUGGAGCGUGCUUACUUUCUAAUGGAGAUCGGAAACUAUAACUCGGCACAGCAAUGUCUGGACCAGAUCCGCACCCAGAUCUUGGCCUGCACAGAGUACCGCUUCGUCAAGCUGAACAUUAAGUACUAUUUAUUCCAGGGCCAAUGUUCUGAGAUCUUUGAUCACGUGGACAAAGCGAUCUCGUGCUACAAGCGUGCACUUCGUUUGUCGCGUCUUUACACCCAUCGCGAUUUGGAGGCAGAGAUCCUUUUACACUUGGGGAAAAUCUUCGCCAAGGACACUCAGAUGACGAGCAUUGCAAAGAAGUGCUACGAGCAUGCCAAACGCAUUUAUGUGGACUUUAACGAUCAACACAGACGCAAGAUGGCCAAUUACCUGCAGGCCAAGUUAAUGGCCGACGAGAUAACACCACUUUAUAUGGCAAUGCUUAAGUCAUCCACUACAAGAUACUGUGCCUUCUUCAACCUGCGCCAGUGGAAAAACCGCUGUCGUCCCUUCUGGAAGCGACUGGGGGAUGAGAUCAUUAAACAGGAGUCGGACAGCAUCUACUGUCUGCUGGACGAGGAGAAGGAGGAUCCUGGUCACGAAGUGGCUCUGUACGAUGAUGUGGAUCUCAAGACAUUCAAGCUGGCGGAGGGCGAUAUCUAGAUUACCCCGACUUGUUUACAAGUUAAGCAAAUUAUAUUGUUUAUUGCUCUUGGCGUUUAAUUAAAUUAUGUGCAGCAAGUAA
Drosophila rhopaloa is the source of this 1626-nucleotide messenger RNA. RefSeq lists its product as uncharacterized. The transcript has 3 exons. The coding region runs from base 69 to 1544 and encodes 491 amino acids. The record is from RefSeq and is a predicted model, not a curated record. NCBI's taxonomy places the organism in Eukaryota, Metazoa, Arthropoda, Insecta, Diptera, Drosophilidae. Gene Ontology annotation, molecular function: protein binding.